GUCACUCACGUCGGUUCGUUCUCCUGGAUCGUGUGUCCGAUCCUCUCCUCUCCACGACGUACGAUCUCUCCGAACCCUCCCGGUACUAACUCGAGCGCGCUUACGCGAUAAAAACAUAUCUUAAACCCUUUUGAUUUAUCUGCUCUAGUAAGUAAUUAGAUGUAAUUUUAAAAUUAUCUCUUAGGGUCUGUAAGAACUAGUACUAAGACAGUUCGGAUUGACGGAACUUUGAAGGUCGCCGGUGCGUAAGGGAUUGUCCGGAUUGAAAGUGCAAAGUGCCAAGAGUGACCGGCCCCGAGCCGCUGACUCCCAUUUGCAUCUGUCAAGUAUUAGAUAGCUUGACCUUCGCGUCUGUCCGAGAUUCUGUAAUCUAAGUAGCAGCAGAUUAUCUAUCCGUCUAGGUUAUCCGUGGUGAUCGUUUGGAGUGCAAAAAGAAGCUUAGUUAACAAUCUUACCCUGCCUGCAGUGCGUGCCAAGAGCCCCAGAGUCCCAGCCAUUAGAUUGAGUGGAGUGUCCCCUGUGUCCAACCACACGUAGCCCCAUACGCAGUCAAAAUUCCGCGAGACACAUCGGACUCCUCCUCCAGCAUGGAACUGGAGAAAGCCCCCAACCUCCACGAGGAAGACUCCAAAGUUACCCUCACAAUCAGACUGAUCAUGCAGGGGAAGGAAGUUGGCAGUAUUAUUGGUAAAAAAGGAGAAAUUGUCAAAAGAUUUAGAGAAGAGUCCGGAGCAAAAAUCAACAUAUCUGAUGGAUCAUGCCCAGAAAGAAUUGUCACAGUCACUGGGAACACAAGUGCUAUAUUCAAAGCAUUCACACUCAUAUGCAAGAAAUUCGAAGAGUGGUGCUCGCAGUUCAACGAGGGCGGCGGCGGCGGGUCGCGCGCGCCCAUCACGCUGCGGCUCAUCGUGCCCGCCUCGCAGUGCGGCUCACUCAUCGGCAAGGGCGGCUCCAAGAUCAAGGAGAUCCGUGACGUCACCGGCGCUAACAUACAGGUCGCGAGUGAAAUGUUGCCAAACUCGACGGAGCGCGCGGUGACGAUUAGCGGCACUUGCGACGCCAUCACGCAGUGCAUUUACCACAUCUGCUGUGUCAUGUUAGAGGUGAGAACUAGCCCCCCGAAAGGCGCCACAAUCCCGUACCGGCCGAAGCCGACGGUGGCGGGCCCCGUGAUCCUGGCGGGCGGCCAGGCCUACACCAUCCAGGGGAACUACGCCGUGCCCGCGCAGGAUACGCUGCCGCCGGUGUUCCCGCUGCUGGAGAUGAAGCCGCCGCUGGUGGGCGCGCUGCCGCCGCAUCACCUGCUGCCGCCGCCGCUACACGACCACCACCUUAUGGGAGGCCUGGCGAAGUCUCCGUUGGCGGGUCUGGCGGCAUUAGGGCUCGGAGGGCUGGGACCAGCUAACUCAGGUGGAUUAAACCCCGCAGCCCUGGCCGCGCUGGCGGGCUCUCAGCUGCGCUCGUCGUCGGGCGGCCGCAGCCAGCCCGCCAGCAACCAGCAGUCGCACGAGAUGACCGUGCCCAACGAGCUCAUCGGCUGCAUCAUCGGCAAGGGCGGCACCAAGAUAGCAGAAAUCCGCCAGAUCUCUGGCGCCAUGAUCCGGAUAUCGAACUGCGAGGAGCGCGAGGGCGGCAGCACCGACCGCACCAUCACCAUCUCCGGGAACCCCGACUCUGUUGCGCUUGCGCAGUACCUCAUCAACAUGAGGAUCACGAUGGAGACGGCGGGGCUGCAGCUGCCGGGGUACCACUACAUUGCUCCGAACCACAUUGUGAAGGCCCCGAUCCAUUGAAUGGGGCUCCGCGGCCAGAAUUCCAGCGGCGCCUACAAGUUCUACCACACAGAGCGCACCUACUACGUGCCACCGCAAUACGGGACUCUGGCUCCGAUAUAUUUCUUCAAAUGAAUAUCGAGACCAAAAUUAUCUCCAACGAGGGACGGCGAGCGAUUGGCAGAUCACUAGAUAACGUGCUGAAACGUAUGUUUACAUUUGUUACGAGUUUAUAAGUAUUUUAGAUAUUCUUAUAUUUAUUCUCCUCUGUAUUAAUUGGUCGGAAAUGAAUAGAGAAUCUUGGGAUAAUGUGGGAUGAUAUGCAUAUAUUGGGAAUAUUGUAUCAAAGUUUUAAAAUGACUGAAGUUUUAAAAAAAUAUCGAUUAAUUAAUCUGUGAGCGGCGAACGUGUAAAAAUAUAUUAUUAUUAAAAUCUCACUCGAUGCACUAAAAGCAUGAAAAUUGUUCUGUUUUUCUGUGUUCCCCGCUCAACGGGUUAUGAAUUUAUAUCAAAGUACGCAAGUAACAAGAGUUAGCUAAGUUGAUCGAAUUUACUAUGGAUUUAAGAGGUCAAAUACUCAAUUAUAUAUUGAAAAAUUUUUCGUUGUAAUCAGUACUGACCAGACAUGAAUAAAAUGUUCAAAAUAAGUUAAAAGAGAGCGUCGGCGUACAGUAGGUGUAGAUGCGUUACUCGACCUCGACCCUGCUGGCGUAGCGUAGUGUUAGCAUAGCGACAGAGUGAGAGGGUUAAAGACAAUAUAUGUAAAUAAAAAUAAUGGUAAUAACCUGGAAAUUAGGUAUUACAGUAAUAGUUGCGUCGCUCGGAAGCGAUGCGGCGAUACGAAACCGGUGGGAUCAAAUCCUUUAAGAAACUUACAUUAAAGCAGACAGAGGCGAAGCGAACAUUUCACUAAAACCUUAAAAUCGUUAUGAUCACAAAAAAGACGUUAGUUGUAUAAAAAUAGUGUUGCUAAAUGUGAUAGUCUUCUAAUUUAUUUUACAUUUGAAUAAUGAGAUCUCUAACAUAUACUGCGAGUGCAUCGGCUACUGGAAAUUUUAUAUUGAGUAAAUAAUAUUGGUCUAGGGAUCAAAGCCAAAGAUUGUUGAAGUUUGUUUAACAUUAAUAAUGUUGUGGAUUUAUGCUAAAUUAUUCUGAGAGUAGUUAAUGUUUAGUGACGUAAUGUAGGGCAGUUUAUUUUAACUUAUUUUAUCACCCUCUCCGGACUGCUCAUCGUAUUUAGUAUUAGAUCAAUAUAUAGAUAGUCCUGUGGUAUUCAACGUAUUUCCAAAAAUCUUAAAAAAAAUGCCUAGGUUAAAAUAGAAUAAGAUAACUAUAGGACCACUGUAUUUGAAGGCUUUCCAAAAAGUCGUUUCUUUUAUGUGCCACUACAUGACAAAUUGGUGUGCCAAAUGUCUGAAUUUGUACUUGAUAACUAAUUAGGGAUAUUAUUUGAAUGCGAUGCAAUUUAAUUCGGGUAAUAAUAAUGUUAUAAUUAAAAUCAAGUUGAUAGAUGUUACAAAAUGUAUUCAUUACACAAUCCACAAAUGAAUGACUUAUUUUGCACUCUAGAUUUAAGAUACACAAUUAGACUUACAAAAUAGCGAAACAUAUCCCUAUUACAUAUUUCCCAAGUCUUCCCCUAUCUUUAUUUUUUCAUUAAAUGUAAUGAAUUAAAGAAUGAAUGUGCCAAAGUUGUGUUUACAUUUACAAGGAUUUGAAUGGAGAAUGUAAUAAGAUCCUAUUUCGUCGAUUUCGUCGACGUACAACUAGUCAAAUUGUUCUAAAUUAAAAAGACAAAUAUAUUAUUCUCUGCUAGUCAAAAUUGUUUUCCAAUUGGUAACUUUUAGGUUUUUGUAUUAAAAAAAAAUGAACUUUAUUUAUAUUUUGUUUUCACCACUAAAAGUUAUAUCUAUUUUUUAUGUGGUUUCGCUUAAAAGUAAAUUAGCAAUAAAAUUUUGAUAAAAUCAAUUAUUUAUAGUCUAAUGAAUUGCAAUUAAGAGAAUGUAUAGAGCUUUGUAAAUUAAGUACCAGACAGGUAUAAAUAUAGAUAAUCUAUAGAUGUAACUGAGAACAGUUCUCGAAGGCGUAGUAAGAGAAUAAAAGAGAAGAGAUUUGAUAGCUGUGAUUAAAGUUUGGUGGCACUUUUGUGCGAAAAGCUGUGUCAGUUGUCGCUGUGUAAAUUGUGGGCAUAGUGCGCAGGUAGUUGUAUAGUGCACGCUUCUUAUAGAGGAUGAUAAAUACGGGGGGAAGGGACGCGCGCAGAUAGAGCAAUUUACGUUUUAUAUUGCCUACGAGCAAUUGUAAAGAAAAUACUUACAUUAUUUAGCUCAUCAAUGUUGUCACUACAUGUAUAAUCUAGUACAAUGCAACCUUAAUGCAGUAGAUAAUGAAAUGCAUAAUUAAUUUGUCACGUGUAGCUAUUACAUUCAGUUAUAUUAGUCACUGCAAUGAUUAUAUAAUCUUUAUUAUACUCGUAUUAGAAUAGUUAUUAUGAUUCUAUAUUGUUACUGUUAUUUUAUUUGCUCAAUUUUCUGAAUGUUUAUGUAAGCUAGGCUUCAAAAUAUUUAGUUUUGUUGGUUUGUUAGAAUUAUUGAAUUAUUUGGAUGUUUGUGUCGAAUUUUUAUUGUAAUUUUAAUAUUGUUUUUAUGCAUGCUGAUUUGAUCGACUGAUAUCGUAUUUUGUUGGUAAAAUUUCUCUGAAUUACACAUAGUAUAAAAUUAUAUGAAAACAUAAUUAAAGAUCAUGCACAAAUUAUGCAUGUUGAACUGUGAAUCUCAAUAUUAUAUCUAUAUCAUCUUACUGUAUUGUUACAAUUACAUGUACACACAAAAAAUUUACGAAUUCACUUCAGUGUCAUAAAAUGAUCCUAUUUUUGAAAAUGUACAAUUAUGCAUUAUCCAUGACAGCAAGCGAAGUUAUCGUUUGAAUAAUUUUUGUUAUUUUUUGACAAUGUCUAACGAUUUGUUUGAGAGAAAAUGAAAUUUUAUUUCUGUGGUUAUUUUAACAUAUCAGUUGUAGUCUCUUUAGAUUUUCAUGUUUUGAUUACGGGCAAAUUUACGUGACGUGUUAUAAAUUUAUAUUAGCCUUUAUUGACAGGGUCUGACUGCGUUGUAUAAUAGUGUAAUUAAAUUCAAUUUUAGAAAGUAUGAAUAAUAAUAAUAGAGAAUUUUCUUUUAAAAUUUUCAUGUUAGCACUUGAAUUCGUAAUACUUAAUGCACCAUUUCAAAAUCCCUUUAUUAAAUUUUGUGGCUAUUAGGAUACAGGAAUCAUCAAAUACAUUAUGAACAAUGUGCGUUCAUUUGUAAAUGUCAUUCGAAUAAAUAAUAAUUUGUUUGUCGAUGCAAUAUGCAUAAGAAAAUAUUAUUUUCACGGAUAAUAAGCUAAUAUUUUGUUAUCAACGUAAAUAAAAUCUAUAUCCCCAUUACAGGUUUGAGACGUUUGGGUAAAAAGGGUUGUGUCGUUUGUUAUGCAUAUACAAUAUUCAAUAUAUUCGCUUUGGUCCCUCUAUUACAAAUUAUAACUUUAAAUGGUUCACUUAAAUAAUAAUGUAGUAAAACCAGGGUAUCGUAUCAUACAGAUUAAUUCUAUAUAAGUUCACAUGAUUGUACCUGUAGCUUAAACAGUGUAAUCCAAAUGCUUAAAUAAUUCUAAAUUAUUGUUUUCAUCCUUAAAUCAAGUAUAGGAAAAUAAAAAUGCAUGUUAUGAACAUAUACACCUACAUUAUUAUAAUUAAACUGUCUUCGAGUUCUUGCAAACUUAUGGCAUAGUCUACGAAGUAUACGAAAGUGCCAAACUUAUUGCUUAAUAUAAAGAUUUGGUCAAUUUCUUAGUAACAUAUUUGUGUAGGCUAUGCCUGAUUCUGUUCAAUAAUCAUUCAGUAUUAACGUUUAUAGUAAUUAUUGACUGAGUAUAGUUAAGAAUAAAUUUUAUGAAACAAAAUCUUUCAAUUGUCUUAUGUUACUGCUGCAAUUUCAAUAGCAUUUAAUUUUAUACUCGAGCAUUCAAAGCAAAGAGGCUUUCCUUCUCAAAAGACAUCAGCCUGCUAUAAACCCUUGAGGUAAAAAGGAUUGUUGUAUGUUUUUUUUAGUACAUUUUUAAGCUUGAAAGCGUUUAUAAGUUCAGCUUUGCCACUCCGUACGUAAUAUUAAGUACAUUUAAUUCAGAUUUAAUCGAUGUUACACAUAAAAUGUAACUAUAGAAACUUCAUACAAGCAUGUCAUGCCAUAUAAUUUUAAUUAUUAUGUAUUAUAAUGAAGUCUAUGUGUACAACAGUUUUGACAAUAUUAAACGUGCCAUUAUCAUGAUUAUCAAAGCAAUAUGGCUGAAAAUAUCUUGCUUUCUCUGUAUUAGGUAUGUGGAGUGUUUCGUGUCUAAAUGGCGCAUGCUUGUGUGGACCACGUAUAUUUUGUGUUCUUAUCACAAAUAGAUGUUCACACUUCAUAUCUUUCAAAUAUCAGUGUAAUUGUCGACAUAUCUAAUCGUUUUGUGAAUUGAAUUGAUUAAUAUUAAUGAAUUAUAAAUGUUGUACUUACGGUUACAGUAUACUGUCAUGAGGUUCAUUUCAAUAUUAAUGUUUGUUUUCUUAUGUUAAUUCAAUAAAGUGUGUAAAUGAA
Molecule: messenger RNA, 6385 nt
Organism: Plodia interpunctella (Indianmeal moth)
Lineage: Eukaryota; Metazoa; Arthropoda; Insecta; Lepidoptera; Pyralidae
Gene: mub
Product: mushroom-body expressed
Exons: 15
Coding region: 588-1793 (401 amino acids)
Biological process (GO): regulation of gene expression; regulation of RNA metabolic process
Cellular component (GO): nucleus; cytoplasm
Molecular function (GO): mRNA binding
Source: RefSeq, a predicted model, not a curated record